UCUCUGGGGAGAGAGAGGAGGAGACCACGGCCUCUAAAAUGAGUCUCUCUGGGGAGAGAGAGGAGGGGACCACUGACUCUAAAAUGACUCAAGACACCAGUUCUAAGUGUGUCCAGAAGCCCAGAGCAGAGUCCCCUACAACCAGCCUGCUAUCAAUGAAGAGUGAUCAGCCACCUGCUUUCAGCCAGGAACCAUUACCAGAUGACAAUAAGGAAGUGGAGAGUUUGGACAGUGAGGAUGUAUUAAAUAUCACACACAACCUUCUGGACAGAAGAAGUCAAACUCUGCUGACAGUCCAACAAGACGUUAAGGCUAAACUGAAACACAAGUAUCAACACAUUGGAAUUGGACACCAUGGAAAUCAAAGUUUGUUCAAGGACAUCUACACAGAGCUCUACAUCACAGAGGGUGGAAGUGGAGGGCUCAAUAAUGAACAUGAGGUUAGACAGAUAGAGAUGUCAUCCAAGAAACUAACCACACAAGAGACACAAAUCAAAUGCAACGACAUCUUCAAGCCUUUACCUGGACAAGACAAACCAAUCAGAACUGUACUGACCAAAGGAAUCGCUGGCAUUGGAAAAACAUUCUCUGUGCAGAAGGUCAUCCUUGACUGGGCAGAGGGAAAAGCAAAUCAGGACGUUCAUUUCAUGUUUCCUCUUCCUUUCCGUGAUCUGAACCUGAAAAAGGACCAAUACAGUCUGAUGCAACUUCUUUCCCACUACUUCUCAGAGCUGAAAGAGAUUGACAGCAUUGAAGAUGGUGAAACCAAAACUGUUUUCAUUUUUGAUGGUCUGGAUGAGUGUCGACUUCCUCUAGACUUCAAAAACAAUGAGAAAUGCUGUGAUGUCACGGAGCCAACCUCAGUGGACGUGCUGCUGACAAAUCUCAUCAAGGGGAAUCUGCUUCCCUCUGCUCUCAUCUGGAUAACCUCAAGGCCUGCAGCAGCCAAUCAGAUCCCUCCUGAGUGUGUUGACCAGAUGACAGAGGUACGAGGGUUCAAUGAUCCACAGAAGGAGGAGUAUUUCAGGAAGAAAAUCACAGAUCAGAAUCUGGCCAAUGAAAUCAUCAAACACAUGAAGACAUCAAGGAGCCUCCACAUCAUGUGCCACAUGCCAGUCUUCUGUUGGAUAUCAGCCACUGUCCUUGAGAUGAUGCUGAAAGAGGCAGAGAAGGAUGAAGUCCCCAAAACUCUGACCCAGAUGUACUCACACUUCAUGAUCCAAAUCAUUGUGGAGAACAGGAAGUACAACAAAGCCACAGAGACAAACCCAAAGGAACUGUCUCAGUCAGACAAAGAGAUGAUCCUGAAACUGGCAAAGCUGGCUUUCCAACAGCUGCAGAAGGGCAACCUGAUCUUCUAUGAGGAGGACCUGAGAGAGUGUGGCCUUGAUGUCACAGAGGCAUCAGAGUACUCAGCAUUGUGUACAGAGAUCUUUAAAGAAGAAUCUGGGCUGUACCAAGACAAGGUCUACAGCUUUGUGCAUCUGAGCAUUCAAGAGUUUCUAGCAGCAGUGCAUGCUUUAGAAACAUGUCUGUGCAAGAAGGAAAAUGUUUUCUCCCCCAAAGCAGUCACUAAGGGUCAAGAUUAUUAUGAAAACAGCCGAUUCAAAUUCUGGUCGUGCAAGUUGAAGCCUGACAAGUUGACGUCAAUCGAUGAUAAUGAUUCCGAUGAUGAUGAUUCCGAUGAAGACAAAAAGGAUGACAAUGAUAAAGAGGAGUCAAUCCAGUUGUCUGACUUACACAGGAGAGCAGUGGACCAGGCCUUGAAGAGUGAGAUUGGACACCUGGACCUGUUCCUCUGCUUCCUUCUGGGUCUCUCACUGGCGUCCAAUCAGAAUCUGUUACGAGGCCUUCUGACACAGACAGGAUGUACCACACAGACCAAUGAGGAAACAGUUGAGAGAACAGUCAAGUACCUUACAGACAACAUCAAGGAGGAAUCCUCACCAGAAAGGAUCAUCAACUUGUUCCACUGUCUGAAUGAACUUGGUGCCAACUCUCUUGUUGAAGACAUGCAGACCUCCCUGCAUUCAGGAACUCUUUCAAAAACAAGACUAAAACCUGACCAAUGUUCAGCCCUGGCCUACCUGUUACUGAUGUCAGAGGAGGUGCUGGAGGAGUUUGACCUGAAAACAUACAACACAUCAGAGAAAGGUUAUCAGAGGUUGCUGUCGGUAGUGAGAACCUGCAAGAGAGCACUACUGGAAAGCUGUAAACUCACAUAUAAAUCCUGUGAGACUCUGACCUCAGCUCUGCAGACACCAAACUCCCCCCUGAGAGAACUGGACCUCAGCUACAAUGCCCUGGGAGACAGAGGAGUGGAGCUGCUCUGUGUUGGACUAACCAGUCCACUCUGCAACAUAAAGACACUAGUUCUAGGUCAGUGUGGUCUGACAGAGGGUUGCUGUUCAGAUCUGGCCUCAGUCCUGAGUUCACCCAACUCACAACUGAAACAACUGGAGCUGAGAGACAAUGACCUGCAGGACUCAGGAGUUACACUGCUGUCUGCUGGACUGGUGGAUCCAGACUGUAAACUACACACACUGGGGCUGUCUGGCUGUCUGGUCACAGAGGAGGGCUGUGCUGCUCUGUCUUCAGCUCUGAGGUCAAACCCCUCCCACCUGAAAGAGCUGGACCUGAGCUACAAUCACCCAGGAGACUCUGCAGGGGGACUGCUUUCAACUGCUCUGGUGGAUCCCACAUAUAAACUGAUGAAGCUGAAUGUGGAUCAUGUUGGAGAGUGCAGGCUGAAAUCAGGGCUGAGGAAAUAUGCCUGUCAUCUCACCCUGGACCCAGAUACAGCACACCCACACCUGAGACUGUCUGAGGGGAACAGGAAGGUGACACGGGUGUUGAAGGAGCAGCAUUAUGAAGACCAUCCAGACAGAUUUGAUUGUCAUUGCCAAGUUGUAUGCAGUGAAGUCAUUUCUGGAUGUCGUUAUUACUGGGAGGUGGACAGGGAUGGUGACAUGGCUGACAUUGGUGUGGUGUACAAAGGAAUGAAGAGGAAGGGACGGGAGGAUGACAGUUGGAUUGGACUCAAUAGGAAGUCCUGGUGUUUAUACUGCUAUGAUAGUGCUUAUGAAUUUAUCCAUGCUGGAGUCAGCAGAUCCAUCUCUGGUCGUUAUUCUCACAGAGUUGGAGUAUAUCUGGACUGGCCAGCUGGUACUUUGUCCUUCUAUAGUGUGUCCUCCUCUGGUACACUGACACACCUUCACACAGAACACACCACAUUCACUGAACCCCUCUAUCCUGGAUUUGGGGUUUACUCCUCCUCCUCAGUGACCCUGUGUCAGAUAGAUGACCAACACAUUCAGAGAGACCAUGGUGGAGAGUGUUGUAUCAAGUCUGGACCUGAGAAAUGGAUUCCUCAGAGCUGUAAGACUUGUGACCAUGUUGAGGACUCCACACACUGGCAUCAGAUUGAACCCUUGACUUCCACUGUCCAGGGAGUGACAAUGUUCAGACACAGGACACCCAAAGGGAGUUAUGAGUGCACAGUGUCUGGGCUCCGCUGGCUGUGUGAGAGAGAUGUAAUUCUGAAGUAUCACUUCAGGAACUGGGAACCCUACAGUCAACUUCUGAAAGACAUGCAGUACACACAAGGUGGUCCAUUGCUGGACAUCACUAUGGAGUUAGGUGAACUGGAGGAAGUUCAUCUGCCACACUUUGUCUGUUUAGGGACCAACCCUUCCCUGAGGAAUGAGAUGAAGAUUCUUCAUGUAGAGGAACAUGGAGUGUCUUUAGAGGAAGUGCAUGAUGUCACCAGAUUCCAUGCUAAGAUUCUCCAUCCCAAGUUCUCAGCUAUCUCUGUUAUACUGAGAUUACUGUCUUGGAACAUAGAUGUCCACUGUGAGCUGAUGCUCUAUCUGACAGUGAUAAAGGAAAAACUAAUUCAACGCCUAUACCUGUUUCCCAGUGACCCCGGCCAGAUACAGGCUGUGGAACAACAGGAAAUAAAGUUUCAAGGGUCUAAAAGGAUUCCCAUCACAAGACCAGAGCGGUCCUUCAAACUGAAUAGUUCCUUCAGACUGAACAUUCCCUGUUCAACCUCCAUCACUCCACCGAGGAUUCAUCUCAUACAUAGAGACACCACACCAAGCUUUUUCAAGGUGGAUAUGGAAAUUACAGGGAUUGAGAUGGAGUUAAUCGGUGAUGAUGAGAGGAUAGUAUGGAAAGAAACUCUACAAAAAUAUGAAUUCAUCACUGAAACCCAUUCAACUAGUGCUGUGUUGGGGGCAGGAGGUCCGGCUGAAAGUAGUCUGACUGGUUCUGCAGAGCAGCAGCUGCGUUCUGUACGGACAGAGUUUGUGAAACGAGUAUCAGGACCUGUCCUGGAUGGUCUGCUGGACAGACUCCUGCAACACACAGUCAUCAACCAGGAGGAAAUGGAGUCAGUGAAGGUGAUAGCUGAGAGGGCAGAGAAGGCACGUGACAUCAUCGACAUGGUGUUGAGAAAAGGAACUGAGUCAAGUUACAGGAUGAUCAACUUAUUUGGGGAACUGGACGCCUAUCUUUGUUCACAGCUUCAGAUCAACAGUGUUGGGGUACCAACAUAAUGGUAGAAUGGGGACAGUAUCAGUGUUGGGGUACCAACCCAAUGGAUAGUAACAGUGUUGGGGUACCAACCUAAUGGUAGAAUGGAUAGUAACAGUG
Oncorhynchus mykiss (rainbow trout) is the source of this 4656-nucleotide messenger RNA. NCBI's taxonomy places the organism in Eukaryota, Metazoa, Chordata, Actinopteri, Salmoniformes, Salmonidae. The record is from RefSeq and is a predicted model, not a curated record.